Molecule: messenger RNA, 10133 nt
Organism: Cavia porcellus (domestic guinea pig)
Lineage: Eukaryota; Metazoa; Chordata; Mammalia; Rodentia; Caviidae
Gene: Pde6c
Product: phosphodiesterase 6C
Exons: 22
Coding region: 817-2931 (704 amino acids)
Biological process (GO): signal transduction; visual perception
Molecular function (GO): protein binding; 3',5'-cyclic-nucleotide phosphodiesterase activity
Source: RefSeq, a predicted model, not a curated record
GUUCAUGGGCAUUGAUUUGGCUAAAAUGCGAGAGGAGGAAGUAGUGGAAGAAGAGCACCCAGGCGUUGCCAGGCCGGACUUACCAAGUAAAAGUGCAAGUUGCCCGGUUGAACUUGAAUCUCAGAUGAGCCAUGAAUGCUGUUUCUCGAGAUAAGUACGCCCUGUGUGAUGUCUGACAUUUGAUCAGGCGUUUUUACCGGGCUGGGUGUGUUCCACGACCCCUCCCCUAACUCCUCCAUUGUUUUGGGUAUUUUCCUUUCGAGCCACCAGUCAAGCUGCUCACUGCAGCUGGAGAUCAGCCCAAGGCCGAGCCGGGCAGCUGCGCUCAUCCCUCUCAUUCACAGGGUGCAGCUCUUCGGGGUGAACUGCCUCAUAAGCUGAUUUUCUCCAUCCAUAGACCAGAUAUGCACAAAGGAAACUCUUACACUGUUUGAAAGUCCAGAUAUUUUACUCAGAUUGUAAAUGUGAACCUAAUGACAGUUGAGUACAGCUGACCCACGCUCUAUAACUCGGAUCUCUCAGGGAUGAUUCGCAGCCAUGUCAAUGGACAUGUGGAUCCCCCCGAAGGCCAAAAGUGCACACUGUACUAAUACAAGGCAUUGUUACAUCCCUUACAGAAACAAACAAACAAAAAAAUCACUUUUCUUACUACUGCAAUAUACUCAUUUUAGGAAAAAAUGCUAAUAAUUUGUAAUUCCUUCUCUCAGCAACAAUCAUGGAUACCAGCCUGGAAUUUCCUUCUGACAACACCUGCUCACCCAAGUCCUAUAAUUAUGACUUACUGUCAACAGAAAGAUUGUGACAGAGCAGAAUUGAAUGGAAAACAACCAUUUUUCUGAUUUUAUGGACAAACAGACUGGUUAUGUCACGAGGAACUUGCUGGCAACCCCAAUCGUGAUGGGCAAGGAAGUUCUUGCUGUGGUUAUGGCAAUAAACAAAACAAAUGCAUCAGAAUUCUCCAGACAGGAUGAAGAGGUCUUUUCCAAAUACCUGCACUUUGUUUCUGUAGUCCUAAGGCUGCAGCACACUAACUACCUGUACAGCGUUGAGUCCAGAAGAAGUCAGAUCCUUAUGUGGUCAGCCAAUAAAGUAUUUGAAGAGCUCACAGAUGUUGAGAGACAGUUUCAUAAAGCACUAUACACAGUGAGAACAUAUCUGAACUGUGAACGAUACUCCAUUGGACUGCUGGACAUGACCAAAGAGAAGGAAUUCUAUGAUGAAUGGCCUAUCAAGCUUGGAGAAGUGGAGCCCUACAAAGGUCCAAAGACACCAGAUGGCAGGGAAAUAAUCUUUUAUAAAAUAAUUGAUUACAUUUUACAUGGAAAAGAAGAAAUCAAAGUGAUUCCGACACCUCCUGCAGACCACUGGACUCUCGUUAGUGGACUGCCGACGUAUGUUGCUGAAAAUGGAUUUAUAUGUAACAUGCUGAAUGCCCCUGCAGACGAAUACUUCACUUUCCAGAAAGGACCUGUAGAUGAAACUGGUUGGGUCAUUAAAAACGUCUUGUCCCUGCCUAUUGUCAACAAGAAAGAAGAAAUUGUGGGAGUGGCUACAUUUUACAACAGAAAGGAUGGAAAACCUUUUGAUGAGCAUGAUGAACACAUUACUGAGACUCUCACACAAUUUCUUGGAUGGUCUCUCCUAAAUACUGACACCUAUGAGAAAAUGAAUAAACUGGAAAACAGAAAAGACAUUGCUCAGGAAAUGCUUAUGAGCCAGACCAAGGCAACUGCUGAUGAAAUUAAGUCUAUUUUGAAAUUUAAAGAAAAGUUAAAUAUAGAUGUGAUUGAAGACUGUGAAGAAAAACAACUCAUCACAAUUCUGAAAGAGGACUUGCCGGACCCAAAGGCAGUGGACCUGUAUGAAUUCCGCUUCAGCGACUUUCCCAUUACUGAGCACGAGCUGAUUAAAUGUGGACUACGACUGUUUUUUGAAAUAAAUGUGGUGGAGAAAUUCAAAGUACCUGUAGAGGUUCUUACCAGAUGGAUGUACACAGUGAGGAAAGGGUACCGCGCAGUCACCUACCACAACUGGCGGCAUGGAUUCAACGUGGGGCAGACCAUGUUCACCCUGCUGAUGACAGGAAGACUAAAGAAAUACUACACAGAUCUUGAAGCCUUUGCCAUGGUUGCUGCUGCUUUCUGCCAUGACAUUGACCACCGAGGCACCAAUAAUUUGUACCAAAUGAAGUCCACAUCUCCACUGGCCAAGCUGCAUGGCACUUCCAUUUUGGAGAGGCACCACCUGGAGUACAGCAAGACGCUCCUGCAGGACGAGAGUUUAAACAUCUUUCAGAACCUAAGUAAGCGGCAGUUUGAAACAGUUAUUCAUCUGUUUGAGGUUGCAAUAAUAGCAACUGACCUGGCUUUAUAUUUCAAGAAGAGAACCAUGUUUCAAAAAAUCGUUGAUGCUUGUGAACAAAUGCAAACUGAAGAGGCGGCCAUCAAAUACGUGACCAUUGAUCCAGUCAAAAAAGAGGUUAUCAUGGCAAUGAUGAUGACUGCAUGUGACCUAUCUGCUAUAACCAAACCCUGGGAGGUACAGAGCCAGGCAACACUUCUGGUUGCAAAUGAAUUUUGGGAACAAGGAGAUCUGGAACGAACAGUGCUGCAGCAACAACCUAUUCCCAUGAUGGACAGAAACAAAAAAGAUGAACUACCUAAACUUCAAGUUGGAUUUAUUGAUUUUGUUUGUACUUUUGUAUACAAGGAGUUCUCACGGUUUCACAAAGAAAUCACACCGAUGCUGAAUGGCCUUCAGAAUAACCGAGUGGAGUGGAAAUCCCUAGCUGAUGAGUAUGAUGCAAAGGUGAAGACGAUGGAGGAGGAGGUGAAGCAGCAGGAAGGAGCAGACACAGAAGGAAAAGCUGUCCAAGAUUCAGGAGAUGGUGGUGGUGAUGACAAAAAGUCCAAAACAUGUUUAAUAUUGUAAUAUAAUCCAACUGGUCUAAACAUCAUCUUAGCUUUGAAGAGAAAUAGAAAACAUUCAAAAGAACUUCAGCAAAUUUCAUUCAGCAAACUGAAUAAAAAAAAAAAAGAGAAAAUCUUUAGAAAAAUUACCAUGACUACCACAGAGAAUAAAAGGGCUGGCCCAAAUACCCUGAGGGUAAAAUAAAGCUCAACAGAAGUGCAAAAUAAGACAAUAAUAGGUGUUUUUGGUGCCAACUUAUUUUAAAUUUAAAAAAUGUAUUAACCCAAAACUAGUCACAGAUUUUAAAAAGUUACUAAUUGUAUUUAUUUGCUUGGCUAAGGCUAUAGAAAAGUACCACAGACUGAGCAGAUUAAAAACAACAGAAAUUUAUUUUCUCAGAACUGUGGAGGCUAGUACCCAGAAUUUCAAGAUUAAGGUGUUGGCAGGGUUGGUUUGUUUGUGAAGCUUUAUUUGGUUUAUAAAUGGCCAUUUUUCCUGUGUCCUCACAUGGCUGUCCCUGUGUCUGUGUGCUAUUCAUUCUUAUACGAACAUCAAUCCUACUAGACUAGGGCCCACUUAUACAACCUCAUUUUAAUCUUAAAUACCUCAUCAAUGGCCCUUUGUGGUAUCUAUAGGGCCUUUGUGGAUUAGGAGUUCAACAUAUGAUUGGACACUGGGUGUGAACAUACAUGUCUGUAAUCCCAGCACUCUAGAGGUUGAGGCAGGAGGAUCACUGCAAACUCGAGACCAGCCUGGGCUACAAAGUGAGCUCAGGACCAGCCUGAACUGCAUAGAGAGAUCCUGUCUCAAAAAGACAGAAAAACAACAAAAAACCCCAACAACACCCCCCCCAACGUAUGGUUUCAAGGGGAGGUGGGUAUUUAGUCGGCAACAUUCACCUUUGUGAUUCAUACCACAAGCCAUUUCCUGAACUAAAACUCUCUCAUCCACAUGUCAGUGUUACAGUAAACACGUUAUACAAUAUACUAAGGUAUAUAAAUACAGUACAAAAAUCAAAAGAAAAAAGGAUAUCAAAUCUUAUCCCUCCUGAACUGCAUAUUAUUUCUUUACGUUUUGCUCUUGAUAAUGGAAUGUGGAGAACACAUAUUUAGGCAGUUUGUAAAACUAUAUCAUAGUCUUAUGCUCCCCCUUCAAAGUCCCAAAUCAAGUAUUUUGUUAUGCAUAAAGACCAUUUUGCACAAUUUAACACUAAGAACUAUUUUUCUCAUAGAAUUUUCAGUUUAUAAAACUACUGGAUAAUCCCAAUGCAAGCUAGAUUUGCUCAUAAAUAUUCUACUUCAUUAGAAGUAUGAUUUGACGAGGCAGAAAAUUCUUAUCAAAAGCAGCCUGCAAGAACUUCAACUCAAGACUACUUUUUAAAAAUUAUUAACAGAAGUAUCAAGCAGACAUUCUAAAUAUUAAAUUGUGAGGAAAAACUAAAAACUAAGUAUGGUGGUAUACACCUAUAAUCUCAGCCACUGCAGAGAGUUACACAAGAGGAUCAUAAAAUUGAGACCUGCCUAGGCAAUUUAGUAAGAACCUGUCUCAAAAAACAAACAAAACAGGACUGGGGCUAUAGCUUACUAAGAGAUCACUUAGGCUCUAGGAUUAGUGUGGUAACCCUAUAGCACUCGCACCACAGCAGGCUGUUUGCUAUCACUGACAGCUCUAAACGGUUCCUUUAUCACUGCAUCUAGGUUUACCCCCCAGGAGAGAAUGCCAGGGAGAACAGUCAGUGACUUCUACUUCAAAACAGAGCGCUAGAGAAAUUUAUGUUUCUUUUACUUAUCUAUAAUCACAGACAAAAUUAGAAAACAGAUAAACAAAAGUAAAUAAAUGUAUUUUGCUAGUGUUUUAUCAAAAAUACCUAAAUUAUAAUAAAUUUAAGAUUAUGGACUGCAAGUAUUCUUGUUAUAUACAACAUAAUGAUCAAUUUUGAACAGCCAAGACAUAAAUCACCAUUUGUUAGUACUUUUACAAGUUACUUUUCCCUCAUAUUAGAAUGUAAAGUUCAAGAGAAGGGAUUUUUUUGUCUGUCUUGUUCAUAACUUUAUCUUGGCAUUCAGAGUAAUGAGUGCUACAAGAUAAGUACUCAGUAAAUAUAAAUGAAUAAUAUUUUGAAUAAAUGUUUUAAACAAACAUAAACUAUGAAUGACUAAGUCAUUAUCUUGGGUUAGUGACACAGCACUUUAUUUCUAUUAUUUCAAAUAAUUUUGAGACUCUACUUCUAGGAUCACUGUGAACCACAUGAGAAAUUAUUCUAUUAGCUUUAUAUAGUUUCUGACCCUAAGAUCAACUCAAAAAACCUCCCUUCCCCAGUCACCAAAACUGAAUGGAGGGUAGCAAGGUGUCACCCCUGCCAGUCUGCCCACGGUAGGAACUUUGCUUCAGAGAAGGUAUAAGAAGUCUAAAUCCCCUAGACCAAGGGUCCACUGAUCACCACUGAAUAUGCCAAGAAAAAAUGUGAGAAAUGUAUGUAGAAGAAUGCAUGUUUAAAUUAAUCAUGCUUAUAUAGAUUCCACGACUAAUAUGAAUUUUGUUUGGAUACUUAAAACAGUUUUCCUGAGAAACAUAAGAUUUUCUUUAUUCACUCUAAAAGAUAAAAAAAAAAAAAAAAAAAACCUUCAGGAAAUGAGGGGACUUCCACGUGAUGUUUACCAUUAAUAAACUCUUACUGUUGUUGAUAAAAGCUUGGAAAUUAUUAUUAUUAUUUCCUAGAUAAUUCCCUUGCAUCAAUGCCCAGCACAGGGCUUUAUAAGUAACAGAAGCCUGAUAAAUAUAUGUAGAGUGAAUAGUGACUCUAACGGAGGGAAAUCCUCUGAUAGUAAUACAGUGGUCACCUUGGACCACAAACUUAAUUCACUCCACAGUCCAGGGGAAGAAGGCCAUGUUUGUGUUCAUGCAAGGAAGAUGGCUGGAGUUGUGCUCAUCACCCAGAACAAAGUUCUCAAACAGAAGCAAAAUUUUGCCAAAUGCUUCUGUUUGCAAACUGAAUUAUUUACAUGUGAAAGCAUUUGUCAACUGAGAUAUUGCUGUGUUUUAACACAAGAUAGCUACUUAUUUUAUAGUUUAAAUGUUGUUAAAAAUAGUACACCACAUGUUAAAGGCUACAGAUAAAACACUUACAGAUAAGCACUUGAGAAGUUACAUAAGGGACAGGAAACCGUGUCCCUAAUAUAAUAAACUUCUGAAAAAUGUGGUAGCAUUUUUAUUUCCAAAGACCAACCACUCAAACUGUAACUUGUAGAUAAAAUGUUUAUGAAAUUUAAAAGUGAGUUUUCACAUUAAAGAAUGCAGAUUUUUCUGUCUCAUAGAAACAAAUCUUGAAAAUAUUCAUCAAAUUCUUCUUCCCUAUUUAAAAGAAAAAAUAUAUAAAUUAAAAUCAGUAAAGUAAAAAGUUAUUAGGAAACAUUAUGAAGUUAAUAAAAAUAUUUUAAUUCAACAUACUGGCUGAUUAUCACAUAACAAUAUAUACAUUUCUACAAUUUUGCCAUUAAAUAAUUCUUAGUUUCUAGGAUAACCAUAACUAUAUUCAGAUUGAUUAAAAUUAAAAUAUUUUACAUGUAGGCACCUCUCCCAAAAUGUAUUCCCUAUUUGCUUUGAAGUAAAAUAUUACUUCUCUUUAUUUGGGGUUUUCUUUAUACUUUCUCUUUUCAAACUACAGUCCAGUCAAGAAAUGAACAAAAAAUAAACUAUAAGCAAAACAAAACAAAAUAAAACAAAAACAAGUUUUACUCCUAAGAAUAGGGAAAAUCUGCUUAGAUAUCAGUAUUUUACUUUUCUGUAAAUGGUAAAUUCACUGCACAUUUUAGUAGUAAACAUCUAAAAUAAAGACGAACUCUGAGAGGAGGUAUUAAUUAGAUUCUAAUGUACCAACGUGAAAAGUGUAAACUAUCAAAUAAGUGUUAGUGCUGGGAGCCAGCAAUAGCCUGGGAAUAACAGAGGGUUUGAAGUAAGGGGAAAGCCCAGCUCUGAUACAUAUUAGCUGUACGAGCAAGUUACUGAACUUCUCUAUAUGUUUCCUCAUCUGUAAAAUGAAGAUAAUUUACAUUCUUUCGUAGAAUAGUUGUGAGGAUUAAAUGAAUACACAAUUAUUUUUCUUCUGGGAAAGAGAAUCAAGAUGGAUGAUAAAAAUUAACCUACCACUCUCCUUACUCCAUCAUUUGUUUUAAAUAUCUAAGAACACAUCAUGAUGUUCAAAUUUAAAGAAAAAUUACAAAAUCAAAUACAAUGAUUAAGGACCUAUAUGCAACUUGGUAUUAUCCAUAGGCUAAUUUUUCAUUAGCAUAACAGCAAAAUGCACUAGAACUUAACAAACAGUAUUAAGAAUGUAUCUAAAUGAAAUUGGUAGAUUAGCUAGAUAGACUUAAGAUACUCAGUACUCAAUCAAUAUCAAAAGAGUUAAAACACACAGAGUUUUGCACUAUGAAAAUCUUAUCAUUGGAUUUACUCCUGAAUCUUUAUUCUCUAAAAAGGUAAGUUAAGUCUAAGACCUCUUCAGCCAUUCUCAGUCGGCUCUUCAAUGCUCAGUAAAUGACUACUUUAAAUUGGACAUCAAUAUUUUAUUUAAAGAAACAGCUUUUAAAAUAAUCUUUUCUAUAAUAACCACACUUUUGUGCAUUCUUUAUUUGGCUAAAUUUGGUUAGGAUUACUAAAGAGAGAAAGAGACAGAGACAGAGACAGAGACAGAGACAGAGAGAUUUUUACAAAAACAUCAGAUUUGGAUGCAAGGAUGGUUCAACAUAUGCAAAUCAAUAAAUGUAAUAUACCACAAUGAUGGGACCAAGGACAAAAGUCAUGUGAUCAUGUCAAUAAAUGAAGAAAAGGUGUUUGACAAAGUCCAACACCCAUUUAUAUAAAAACCCAACAGAAAAUUGGAAUAGAUGGUCUUCAUCUCAAUCUGAUAAAAACCCUCUAUGAUAAACCAAUAGCCAACAUCAUACUACAUGAACAAAAACUAAAAACUUUUACUCUAAAAUCAGAAACAAGACAAAGAUGUCCACUGUCCUCACUCUCAGUCAAUACAGUUCUGGAAAUAUUAGCCAGAGCAAUUACAUAAGAUAAAGAAGUAAAAGGAAUAAUGAUAGGAAAGAAAGUUAAAUUAUCAUUAUUUGCAGAUGACAUGAUACACUCCAGGAGACUCCAAAAACUCCACCAAAAAACUUCAUGUAAUAACCAAAUUCAGUAGUUUAGUUGAAUACAAGUCAACACUCAAAAAUCAAUAGCUUUCUUGUACAAAUGACUCACCUAGAGAAAAAUUAGGGAAACAACACCUUUCACAAUGGUAUCCAAAAAAAAGAAGAAAAAAAAGAAAUACCUAGGAAUCAAUCUAACAAAGGAAGUAAAGACCUCUAUACUGAAAACUACAGUACUCUGGAAAAGAUCUAAGAGAAUAUCAGAAAAUAGAUAUUCCUUGCUCUUGGGUAGGAAGAACCAACAUAGUGAAAAUGGACAUACUUCCAAAAUUAUUACACAGAUUCAAUACAAUCCUAAUCAAAAUUUCAACAGCAUAUCUCACAGAAUUAGAGAAAACAAUCCCAAAACUCAUUUGCAACCAGAAGAGGCCUGGAAUAGCAAAGGCAAUCCUAGGCAACAAAGGCACAGCAGGGAACACCACAGCCCCUGACUUGACAUUAUACUAAAAACCACAGUGAUAAAACAGUACGGUACUAGUGAAAAACAAAAACAAGCAAACAGACCUAAGAAUCAAGGGAACAGAUUAGACUAUCGAGAAACAACUCUGGACAUGCUCAGCCACCUUAUCUUUGACAUAAAAAUCAAACACCUUCAUGGGAAGAAAGACAGUCUCUUUAAUAAAUGGUGCUGGGAAAAACUGGCUCUACACAUGCCAAAGAUGGCAAAGACUAUGAACAAAACCCAGCCACAUAGGAAAUGUCACAAAGAUUCAACAACCAAGAUCUCAUUAAAAAGUUUUUGCACAGCAAGAGAAACUACCAAGAGAGUAAAGAGACAACCCAUAGUGUAGGAAAAAAUUUUGCCAGCUGUUUCUCAGACAAAGGAAUAUUACCUAGAAUAUAUAAAGAACUCAAAAAAAAAAAAAUCAAACCCCUCAACUUUAAAGACACAAUCCAAAAAUGGGCAUCUGAAAUGGAUAGACACUUCUCAGGUGAAGAAGUAGAAACAGCAAAUGAAUAUGUGAAAAAAUGUUCAACAUCACCUGUCACUUGCAAGAUACAAAUUAACACAAAGCUGAGAUUCCACCUCACUCCAGAAAUAACUACUAUCAAGAAAUCAACCAAUAAUGAAUGCUGUCAGAGCUGUAGAGAAAAAGGAACCUUUAUCCAGUGUUGGUAGAAAUACAAACUGGUGCAACCACUGAAGAAAUCAGUGUGGAGAUUCCCCCCAAAAAACUAGGACUAGAUGUUACAUUUCACCCUUCUUGCCAUAUUUCAGGAAGAGUUAAAAGAAUCAUAAGACAGCGAUGUAUGCACAUCCUUGAUUACAGCUGCACAGCUUGUAACAGUUAAAUCUUGGAAACAGCCUCUGAUGCACGGAUAGAGAAGAUGUGGCAAUUUUUUUUCUACAACGGAGCACUACUCAGUCGUAAAGAAAAACAUUUCUAGCUAAAUGGAUGCACCUUGAGACUAUACUCCUAAGUGAAAUAAAUGAGAAGUGUGUAAAUAUAGCAUUGUUUUUCUGAUGUGAGAAAAUUAAAAAGUAAAUAAGGAUUAAAAAUGUAUAAUAGAUAUUGUGAAAUAGGAAGAAAAUGUUCAAAUGGGAAGGGUGACUACCAAGCGGGGAGGGGAUAGAAAAAGAAGAGAAAAGAAAAAAAAUGAGAAAGAAGGAAAAAUAGAAACAAAGCUCUUGUGAAAAGUAGAGGCCGGGGAUAAGUGCCUGCUUGGCAAACACAAGGUCCUGAGUUCAACUGCCAGUACUCGCCCUCCAAAAAAACCACAGGAGUAAGAGGGGUUGAAGAGAAGAUUAGAGGAAUGGAAAGAAAAAGGGUCAAGAUAUAUUGUGUACAGGUACAGAUUCCCUGUAAUAAGUGUGAUCAUUAUAUAUACCUAAAAUGUUCCAAUAAACUUAAUUAAUAAAAAAAAUGAAGGGGGUAGAAAAGCUAGAAGACAAGUGUCAGUACCAUUUUGAAAUUAAACUGGUUUUCUUUGAUCACCAUUAAAGAUGUUAACUAUUUUAAAAAACCUGGUUCUACUGCACUGAGAUCAUACCAUAUAAUUACCAAAAUAAAACUGAUUCACAAAGUC